ACGUGACGUCACUACCACGUCAUAGGAAUGGUGGACAACCGUAGCGUACGGAGCGGCAAGACCACUGUGAGAAACUUACGAGCUAAAGAGACAGUUUUUCGACACCAUUCAAGCCUUAUACUGAUGGACAAUACAAGAAGUCAUGAUGAGAGAUAUUGAUUCAAGAGAAAGGGUUCAAGAUGACACAUGGUGUGAAGGGGCACAAAAUGAGGAAGAGGAGGACGACGAAGAGGUGAGCCCUAUUAGAUCCAGUUUCUCUGUGGAGGACCUGCUUGAUGAGGUGGAGAAGAUCAGCAGUGUCGCCAGCAGCGGCAAAAAGGUGGAGAUUGUAGUGAGACUGUGGAAAAAUGGUUUCACGGUGAACGAUGAAGAUUUACGCAGUUACACUCUAGAAGAAAACCAAGAGUUCUUGGAGGCCAUUAAAAGAGGUGAGCUGCCUCUUGAGCUUGAAGGAAGCGCUGAGGAUGAAGAACUAGAAGUCAAUGUGGAGGACAUGAAAGAUGAAGUUUAUGUCCCAAAGAAAAAGACCUUUCACCCGUUUACAGGCCGAGGUUACAGACUGGGAAGCGUGGCUCCGCGAGUGGUGGCCAGGUCUCGGUCGAUACAUGAAGACUGUUCUGGUCCUCCUCUCCCAGCUGUGGAGCUGAAUGAGGACCUCCCUGUGACCUCCCUCCAGAUUUGGCUGGCAGACGGUCAGCGUCUCGUGCAGAGGUUUAACCUGUGCCAUCGGAUCAGUGAUGUGCAGCAUUUUGUGGAGCGGGCUCAGAGAAUGGAUGCUCCGUUCAUCCUGACUACAUCCCUGCCGUUCCGAGAGCUGAGAGAUGAGGGUCAGAGUUUGGAGGAAGCCGAUUUAGCAAAUGCUGUCAUCGUUCAGAGGCCUAUCGACACACAAGCUGCUUUUGGUCACUCCUGACUGUUCCUGCUUGCACCAGAGACCCAGAUUUAUUGGUCCCACACGUUUGAGAGACAUUUCAUAAAUCCUUCGCUCUUAUAGGAGUGGAUCACCUAAAAAUGAAAACUGACUCACCUUCAGGCCAUCCAAGAUGUAGAUGAGUUGUUUCUUCAUGCGAAAAGAUUUGGAGAAAUUUAGCAUCGCAUCACUUGCUCACAAAUGGAUCUUCAGAUGUCUUAUCUGAGUCAGGAGAGAAAUAUGCACACAUCAGGCACUGUUUAUAGGCUUAGACUGUUCUAAACAAAUAUGUUAGUGGAUUUUGAUGUGAGAGGGCGAAAGAGAAAAACAAUUAUUAUGGAUUUGUAUUUUGUCCAAAAACAACAGUUUAAAGUUAAAAUGCCUUAAUUAAUGAUGAUUAUUUUAUUAUUUCUUUUGCAAACAUGCAGCUUUUCACUUCAUAAGAUAUUUAUUGAUAUUGAUUGAUUGGAGUGGUGUGGACUACUUGUGAAUUACUGUGAAGUUGUUAUCAGCUGUUUGGACUCUCAUUCUGACGGCACCCAUUCACUGCUGAGGAUCCAUUGGUGAGCAAGUGAUGUAAUGCUAAAUUUCUCCAAAUCUGUGCCCAUGAAGAAACAAACUCAUCUACAUCUUUGAUGGCCUGAGGGUGAGGAUAUGUUUAAUUGUUUUUUAAACCAUAAAGGCCGGUGUUUUUCGUUUUUCUAUUUCCAUUUAAUUUUGAAAACCCUUCUUAAGACAUUAUAGAUCAGUUGACUCACUCAGUGACCCAGGUACAGCAAGUUCGCCGGAUUAAAAGAUAAACAGUGAAUAACAAUCUACAUUUCAGUCAAAAUGAGUGGCUGAUUAAAAAUGGUAAAUUAUGACAGAGAUAUCAUAUUUGGGUGAAUUAUUCUUUUAAAGUUUUAUUUUGAUUUCUUUCACAGUUGGAUGCGUUGGCCUUUUCUGAUGCAAUGCAGUAUGCACAAGCCAAGUCUUUUAACCUUCACUGCUAUACAUGUUUACACAGAUCAAUGAAGAAUUCAGAUCAUGGAAGCUGAAGCAUGAUGCUUAAUGGAGUUGUGUUCGAUCAUCUGUGCUCGUAUGUCUUACUGUGAACCGUUAAGUUAUAAAUGUCAAAUGUUUUAUGCACUUUGCCUAAGACAGAGGCUCUGUUAUAAAGACCUCUGCUUGCAAUAAACCUACUGAAGAUA
Molecule: messenger RNA, 2100 nt
Organism: Carassius gibelio (silver crucian carp)
Lineage: Eukaryota; Metazoa; Chordata; Actinopteri; Cypriniformes; Cyprinidae
Gene: ubxn2a
Product: UBX domain protein 2A
Exons: 7
Coding region: 143-913 (256 amino acids)
Biological process (GO): autophagosome assembly; membrane fusion; nuclear membrane reassembly
Cellular component (GO): nucleus; cytosol
Molecular function (GO): ubiquitin binding
Source: RefSeq, a predicted model, not a curated record